This is a messenger RNA of Rhododendron vialii, 1441 nucleotides long. RefSeq names its product probable mannitol dehydrogenase. Gene Ontology annotation, molecular function: zinc ion binding; cinnamyl-alcohol dehydrogenase activity. NCBI's taxonomy places the organism in Eukaryota, Viridiplantae, Streptophyta, Magnoliopsida, Ericales, Ericaceae. The record is from RefSeq and is a predicted model, not a curated record. The coding region runs from base 243 to 1202 and encodes 319 amino acids. The transcript is spliced from 6 exons. Gene Ontology annotation, biological process: lignin biosynthetic process.
CUCUCUGUAAAAAGAAGUUGGUGAUUGUGGUGGUAAUGGAGAAAUCAGCGGAAGAAACACACCCAGUGAAGGCCUUCGGAUGGGCGGCCAGAGACCAGUCCGGCCUACUCUCUCCCUUCAAUUUCUCACGAAGUCCGGAUGCAUGUGAAUGUGCAAAUUGAGCUGACCAGGAGAUUUGCUUCGGGCGACAAAGACUUGACCACGAGAGGGAAACAGGAGAUGAGGAUGUGAGGUUCAAAAUCAUGUAUUGUGGGAUUUGUCACACUGAUCUUCACAGAAUCAGAAACGAAUGGGGUGGCUCCAAGUAUCCAAUGGUUCCGGGGCAUGAGAUUGUGGGUGUAGUGACUGAGGUCGGUAGCAAGGUCCAAAAGUACAAAAUUGGGGACAGAGUUGGAGUUGGGUGCCUGGUUGGAGCAUGCCACUCCUGCGAUAACUGCGUUAACAAUCUUGAAAACUACUGUCCCAAGAAAAUUCUAACCUACAAUGCCACAUAUCACGAUGGAACGAUAACAUACGGAGGCUACUCUGAUCAUAUGGUUGUUAACGAGCAUUACCUGAUCCGCAUCCCUGACAACCUCCCUCUUGAUGCUGCUGCUCCUCUCCUCUGCGCUGGGAUAACAAUGUACAGUCCCUUGAGAUAUUUUGAGCUCGACAAGCCUGGCUUGCAUGUGGGUGUGGUGGGUUUAGGUGGUCUAGGCCAUGUAGGGGUGAAGUUUGCAAAGGCUCUUGGGGCUAAGGUGACUGUGAUUAGUACAUCACCUAACAAGAAGAAGGAAGCUAUUGAUCAUCUUGGUGCUGAUUCGUUUUUGGUCAGCCGAGACCCAGAUCAAAUGCAGGCUGCCAUGGGCACGAUGGAUGGUAUUCUCAAUACAGUAUCUGCGGUUUUCCCUCUCGUACCAUUGAUUGGUUUGCUCAAGUCCCAUGGAAAGCUUAUCAUGGUUGGUGCACCUGAAAAGCCGCUUGAGCUGCCCGUCAUUCCUUUGCUUGUGGGGAGGAAGACAGUGGCUGGAAGUGGCAUCGGGGGGUUGAAGGAAACUCAAGAAAUGAUUGAUUUCGCGGGAAAACACAACAUCACAGCGGAUAUUGAGGUGAUUCCAAUAGACUACGCAAACACUGCCAUGGAACGCCUUGUGAAAGCUGAUGUUCGAUACCGAUUUGUCAUUGAUGUUGCCAACUCUCUGAAAGCGGCCCAAUUGACUUAGCCAUUUGAAUCUGUGUCUGGUGGUUGAGUUAUUAAUAGCUCUGGUGGUUUUAUAGUAUCGUUAUUGUCUGUAUUGCGCUGGUGUCACAUGACAUGACUCGCAGCCUUGUGUUGGAUCUUAGUGUGAUUUAAGUAGUAGUAGGAGUUUGAAUGAAUAAGAGAGCUGUAAUUUUGAAGAUUUUGUCCUGAGUAUGCGACCUGCGGUAACUUCCAUAUGAAUCAGAAUUGCAUUUGGCCUGA